This is a messenger RNA of Bombyx mandarina (wild silkworm), 4072 nucleotides long. RefSeq lists its product as uncharacterized. The record is from RefSeq and is a predicted model, not a curated record. Lineage: Eukaryota; Metazoa; Arthropoda; Insecta; Lepidoptera; Bombycidae.
AUGGCUCCAAGAAAAAAACCAAAUAAUGUUGAAAACACCAACGCUGCAACCACUCCUAAAGCUCAGAAGCAGAUAAAGAAAAUUAACAGAAAGAAUCCUGCUGUUGGCACAGUAAAAAAACCGCCUCAAAAACCCGUAGAACGACAAGUAAGGAAGAGAACAACAAAGAAAUCAAUAAACUUUGAACGAAAUAUAGAAUUGGCUAAUGAAGUUGCAAAAUUACAGUUGACUAAGAAAAAUUCAAUAGUAGUUUCGUUUAAAAAUGACAUCAAAAUAGAACCAGUCAAUAAGCCUGCCCCGCGCCAGGUCAAUACUAACAGAAAAUCAAAAAGGGGCAUGCCAAGCUUAGAGCCUGAAGCUGAAUCAAAUGAUAAAAAACCGGCUGUCAACGGAAUAGCACCGAAAACAGUUAAAACGACUGAUGGGGUUACUGAAAAAAAACCUGCACCAAAGAAACGCCCGGCGGAACCAAAACGGCCAACCCCGAAACGUAAUAUAGUCAAGAAGACGGCAGACAGACCGAAAAUAGCACGUAACAAUAACAUAACGCGCUACCUAAAGUUGACGAUAACGAAGAAAAACAACGUAGGUAAGGAAGACGUUAUAUCUAAAGUCGUUAGCGAUCAUGCAGAGGCGGGCGGUGAAGCGGUCCAGUCCGCUGUCGAACCUCAAGCGCCAAGCGUCGUCGAAACCAGAAAGGUAUCAGUGGCCAGCUCAUCCAACCUGUCCUGGACCAAGGACGUGUCCAGCUCCAACACGACGAUAUCGGCCCGGAUCGACGACAUCGUGCGUAUAGAUAACAAGAUGCCGAUCGUGAGGCUAACGAAAUUAGGUGACGGCAUCAAACAAGAGAAGUGCGAUAGUGACGCGACUUCAUCUAUUAGUUCGUCAACGGACGAAAGUAAAAUUGAUGUAGCUAAUGAUCUGAAUUUGAGUAUAACCUCAGAGUCCACUAUUGCGGAGGAGGCAGCUGAUAAAAAUGACAAUGAAGCUAAAAAGACGGAAGUUAGAGAUGAACUCCGUAAAGCCUUCGAUAAAUUGUCGUCUAGCUUAAAGAAAUUCGACAUAGAAAUAAUGAAAUGGAUUGGACAUACGAGUGACGAUACGAAAGUCAGUUUUCAGAAUAAAAUAUUGAAGGUAUUGAAGGAAGAAAGCGACGUUCUUAAUAAUUGCCGGUGCAUUAAAAAUCAUUUGAGAGGUGUCACGAAUGAUACAGAGGAAACUUUGGAUAGACAAGGUGACGGCUCAAAGCACAAUGACGAAGUCGAUUUCGUGAGGCCCGCAGAAGUUUCUAGAAAAGUACCUGACGAUCUAGAAAGUACUAGGAGGAAUCUGUCGAACAAAAGUGGAAAUUGUAUGUUGAAUCAAAACUCGGCACUGAGUCCACCGCUCGUCUCUAAACCGAUGCAGAGUUCAAAUGAGGACAACGUGAGGCUGUCUGUAGGGGGUUAUAACUAUGAAGACGACGAUGCAAUAUCACUGUUCGCCGAAAGCAUCAGUGGUAUGGAACUAUCCCAAUUCAAUAGCUCCAUAGCGGUCAACGGUACAGUGGACAACGAGGAAGAAUACAUUCCUCGUCCUAUCUCCGAGAAUGAGUCACCUGAUAAGUUCACGUACUUCCCCACCAAGAUAACGAAUGGUCAAGCUGAGACCUCAAAAAAGACGAUCUGCGAAAGGCAUAACGCAGAUUCUACAUCGGUCGGCAAGGAUUUCUAUGACGCUCUAGCGGAGACUGCGAUGGCCAGCUUCGAAGACGACUACCAGGAGUCUGCCAAAGACAUGGAACCUUUCAGAGGACCGGCGAAAUUCGUGAAAAAUCGAGAUACUCUUUCUCUCAUGGCCUCAAAGAAUAAGCCGAUGCACGCUAGGAACAGCGUCUUGUUCAAAAACGUUUGCUUCUACAAUACACUUGGCCACUGUAAGAACUUGAUGUGCCGCUUCCCCCACGUAAUCCCUGACGUUCUUGACGUCAAACGCCUACUGGCAACGUUGCACGAGAGCAUCUUCAUCAGAGAAUACAUGAUUCUCCGGGAUUACUCGAAUCUGCGCCGCAAAUACGGGUUUUGUUUCGUGGAGGAGUGUCGGAAACGGCAAUUGACCAGGACCCUCGUCGAGAUGGCGAUCGACUUUAUCACGAAAGCGACGCACGGCAACAAAGACGAUUCCGAUCUCAAACUAUCGGUGCUCGAAUAUGUUCUCAUGUACUUGAAUCACGUAGACCUUGAAGGUUACGGGGAUCUUCUCAAGUGCAAGGUCGCGCCGUCAGUCCAACUCUGCGACGUGCUAAUGCUCACCAUCGCGACCACGCAGAACUUCUCCAGGUUCAAACCGGUUUUCCUGAAUUUAACUAGUUUCAUGGUCGCCAACGAUAUGGGUUUUGGGGAGGAGGUUGCGAAUCACGUGCUCGAGAGGGUUUGUAUCCUGCCCAACGAGGAUCCGUUGAGUCGGGCGGUGCUGGACAUCCUCAAACGCACGGACGCCUCAAUCUUCCAGAGCAACAUGGCGGCCCAGUUCGAGAAGCAGCUAGGGGCGUUCAAUAAGAAUUUGCUAGAAGAGUACUUAUCUGCUAGAACGCGGGCUGGUUCGAGGCAGGUCGCGCAGUUUGACCGCGGGAUGGAAUCUCUAACCGUGAUGUGUCCCAGGUCAGAUACAUCGCCCGACACGACCAACGUCGAGACAAAGCUAAACAGCCUAGAGCCAGCCGCCACAGCUCCUACGGAUUCGAAUUAUCCAAGAUUCAAUCAAUAUUCUUCUAGUCGAAACUCUAGCGUGGGAGAGUGGCCGAAACACUUCCAGAAGUGGGGGCGUCCCUCUCCCAGAGCACCACCGCCGCUGAUGUCUUUGUUCAAUGCCCCAGUACGACCACCGGUACGGCCCCCCCGGCGGCAGGUCAUGUACCGCCCCCCGACUAGACCCCACCAUCCUAGUUACCAACGACGAUGCGCGAGAGAUUUCUGAUAUUUUCCGUUUAGGUAUUUUUUAGCACUCACCAAUAUAUUUUUUGUCUUGUUUAAAAACUAAUUCCGUCUAAAUAGUCUAGAACAAUAAAUAAGUGCAAGUCUUGAAGGAUUUUUUGUCUUGACGUUAACUUUCGACUUUAAUGAGAAUACAAAGUUUUUUUUUAUAUUCAUUGUCUAUGGAGUCUCUGAUUAUGUUUAAAAUACAUUGUUUCUCGCGGCGUCAUUAGUUUUCGAUACGUCUCAAAUUGAUUGUACACAAUCACGCGUUAUUUGUUAAGAUUGUUUACGUUUUUAAAGUGUCAAUUUUUAACCUACUUCAAAAACGGCAGGAGGUUGGUAAGGAGGAAAUCAGAUAGUUGUAUGACGUCACCGAUGUCAAUCCAUACCACCAAAUAAUUUUAUUUCGACUUAAGUCGCUUUUGUAAAUUGCGCCAAAAUGUAAAUUAUGAAAUGACUGUUACAUAAGAUUUGUUCCGAAUUACCAUAAUUUUUAAAUGAAAAAUUUUGCAUGAGAUUUCGUGAUCACGAUUUUCGUAUCCUGAAGUGAUCCUGACGAACAAAAAAAAACUUUCAAAAUAGACGCCUUCGCAUCGAUAUUACUUUAAUAUUGGACAAUUCGUUGAUAAUUAAUAAUUUGAGUAUGUAUCAAUAUUUUCUCAGUUUAAAAUUUACGUUUGCAAUGCAUAGCGUGUUUUUUCCAUUUUUAAAGUGUCUAUUUAGGAAUUCGUUUGGUAUUGACAUUGAUAAUGUCAUUCACGAUGGCGACGUCGCUGCGACUUAAAGACGCGUUUUAUUUCUGGACCACGUUUAAGAGUCUCGAAGUUUUUUUCAGUCGGAAUAGUAACCAAAGUCUAAUAUGUUUUUGUCGUUAUAGUUUGUAAUCUGUAAAUAUGUUUACAAAUGUACAACUCGCGGCGAUGUAGUGUAAGUUUUCGUCGAAAUCUAGUUGACGAUGUGAGAUGAUGUCGAGAUCACCUUGGCUUCGUAGGACUGUAUCUUUCGUCUUAACUUUUACGCUAUCGAGAACGUUAAAAAACUCGCACUAAGAACACAGAGGGGCGAGCACGAAUGAAUAUCGAAAAAGUAUUCGUAUCACUAUCGAGAAAUCACGA